AUGAUGUGGUGGAUUACCGAUUGGAUGAGUCGUAAGGACCCUGUUGCCGAUUUAAAGCACUUUCAGGAUAAGAUUAUGAAUCUCGUAAAAGUAGGUGGCAAUAUGGAAAACACUAUGGUUAAUGGACAGGUUAACCAGUGGCAUUUUCACAAUUCUAAUGCCUCUGAAGUGACGACGCCGACGCUUUUAAUUCAUGGAUAUGCGGCAUCCUCGAUGGCUUACUACAGGACAUUCCAGGGGCUUACAGACAAGAUUAGCGAUCUCUACACUAUAGAUUUACCCUCUAAUGGACUUUCAAAGGAGCUCCCACUGAUACUAGAUGGUCAGACACCUCCGCCCUUAAAAGUUGAGAUUCAUAAGGACGGCAGCAAGUUUAAGAUUAUCGAGAGAGUGGAUGCAGAGCACUGUCGGUCGGUGGUAAAACAGUAUGAGGAUUACUAUUUGGACAGUAUAGAACUUUGGAGAAAGCAUAAUGGGAUUGGUCGGUUCAAUUUGGUGGGACAUUCGUUUGGUGGGUACAUUGCGUUUAAAUACGCUGUGAAAUAUCCAAAGGCAGUGGAACAACUGGGUCUUAUAUCACCGUUAGGUGUAGAGAGUAACAUCUACUCGGUAAAUAAUGAUUGGAAAUUGGAUACGGUCUAUGAAAUGGAAUCAACAGAUCCUGCAUCCCGGAUGUACGGUAAAAACUGGGAAAUUCCUAAAGUCUUAUUCGAAAGGCAGACGGAGUUAUUAAGAUGGAUGGGACCUAUUGGGGCCAAACUCUGCUGGAAUUACAUCACAGCAGCUUAUAACAAAUUGCCGACAAUGGAAUAUAAAGAUUACGUCUUUGAACUCUUAUAUGGUAACGGUGGGAUUCCAAAGACCGCUAGAAAGGUGUUUGGAGGUCUUUUCACUAGGAGCCUUCUAGCAAGGGAUCCCAUCAUGGAUUCUAUGGAUAAACUGGGUGCAAGGAAAGUUUUGCUUCUGUAUGGUGAUUCCGAUUGGAUGAAUAACUACGCUGGAUAUCGUAUGGUAGAAUUGUUGAAUCAGAAAAGAGGCAAGGGCUACGCAACUUAUGAUGAAGUGCCCGAUGCAAGGCACAAUCUAUUUCUUGACAAUCCAGAUUCAUUUAACGAUAAAUUGAUACAGUUUUUGGGUGAAUAG
Zygosaccharomyces rouxii is the source of this 1143-nucleotide messenger RNA. RefSeq lists its product as uncharacterized. The coding region runs from base 1 to 1143 and encodes 380 amino acids. Gene Ontology annotation, cellular component: mitochondrial inner membrane. Lineage: Eukaryota; Fungi; Ascomycota; Saccharomycetes; Saccharomycetales; Saccharomycetaceae. The record is from RefSeq and is a predicted model, not a curated record. The transcript has a single exon. Gene Ontology annotation, biological process: cardiolipin acyl-chain remodeling. Gene Ontology annotation, molecular function: A2-type glycerophospholipase activity.